Molecule: messenger RNA, 1195 nt
Organism: Populus euphratica (Euphrates poplar)
Lineage: Eukaryota; Viridiplantae; Streptophyta; Magnoliopsida; Malpighiales; Salicaceae
Product: F-box protein At1g22220
Exons: 1
Coding region: 183-1154 (323 amino acids)
Molecular function (GO): protein binding
Source: RefSeq, a predicted model, not a curated record
CAGUCAAACGUACAACCAUCCUCAAAGCUUGUUACCAUAGUUCCAUCUGAAAAACCCCACUCUCCCUUCUUCUUAAGUCUUCUUUCCAUAAAAAAAGAGAAAACAAAAGAAAAGAAAAAAAGCAAAAGCUGGGCAUCAACACCACGCAGAACAAAUCCAAUCUAAUCCUAUAUCCAAAUCGAAUGAUCAUCACUAAGAAUCAAAUGGUCGAAGCAAUGAACGGCUUUGAUCGACUCCCGGACUCCUUAAUCCUCCUCAUCUUCAACUCGAUUUCCGACAUCAAGACCCUCAUCUGUUGCCGUUCCGUUUCGAAACGUUUCAACUCACUCGUCCCCCAAACUGAAUCCCUCUCUCUCAAAGUCGACUGCGUCAUCUCACCCGAGUCGGAUUCCGGCUCCUUAUUCACUCUCCUUAAAUCUCUCCUCAAAUCCAUCCACGAUCUCCUCAAACCCGACACGAAACCCACAACCCGAAACCAAACCCAAAACUCCCCGGCUCGUAUCCUCAACCAGUUCGACCGGAUCCGUGACCUUCAAAUCGAACUGCCAUCUGGCGACUUGAAAUUAGAGAAAGGAGCCGUUAUCAAAUGGAGAGCUGAAUUCGGUAAGUCGUUGAAAAGCUGCGUUGUUCUCGGGUUUCGCCGCGUAGCAAAUUCCGAGGGAAAUAAUUCUGAGGGGGAUAUUGAUUUUGCGGGAGGUUUAAAAACAAGGGUUGUGUGGACAAUAAGCGCGUUGAUUGCGGCAUCGGCGAGGCAUUAUCUGUUGAACGACGUCGUUAAGGAUCAUCGGGAGAUGGAGAGUUUGGUGUUGGUGGACAGAGAAGGGGAAGGAACGGUGGCGAUGGGGAGGGAAGGGUUGAGGGAGUGUAGGGAGGAGAGUGGGAUGGCGGCGCGUGGAGCGGAUUGGCAGGAGGAGGGGAAGCGGACGGUGGUGCCAAGUGUGAGGAUGAGGAUGAGGCACGAGCAAAGAGUGCAGUUGAAGGAUGGAGUUUGGGUGGAAGGCGCGACUCUGGUGGUGGUAAGGCCUUGUAACGGUGGUGGUGAUGUGGAGGAUGCUGAGCUGGCAUUAGGUGCGUUUGGUGGUGGGAUUUUUGGAGAAGCUGUACAGGUACUUCUUAAGAAUGAGAGUUAUUUGUUGGAAAUGAAUUCCUUCUAAUGUUUUUUUUUUUUUUAAGAAAAAAUUGCUGUUGGUUUUUU